Messenger RNA from Phalacrocorax carbo (great cormorant), 1423 nucleotides. Lineage: Eukaryota; Metazoa; Chordata; Aves; Suliformes; Phalacrocoracidae. The record is from RefSeq and is a predicted model, not a curated record.
AUGCACAGCGAAAUAGGACUCCUACAGAGUUCAUUAAUAACAGAAUUCAGGACAAAGCAACGGAGGAGAAGAGAGGUUGGUGUCAAUGCAUCCAGGAAGUGUUGGUGCUUAAGACAUUUGAAGAUGAUGCCUGGUUUGAACACAAUAGGUGACACUUGGCCCAUUUCUUGGUCCUUGGCAAUUGGUCAUCAGUAUUCCUCCCUGGGGACUCAGCCCAUCCUCUGCGGGAGCAUCCCAGGACUCGUACCCAAGCAGCUACGCUUCUGUCGGAACUAUGUGGAGAUCAUGCCCAGCGUAGCAGAAGGGGUAAAGAUUGGGAUCCAGGAGUGCCAACACCAAUUUCGAGGGAGAAGAUGGAACUGCACGACCGUCAAUGACAGCUUAGCCAUCUUUGGGCCCGUGCUAGAUAAAGCUACCAGGGAAUCAGCCUUUGUCCAUGCCAUUGCCUCUGCUGGAGUGGCUUUCGCAGUGACCAGAUCCUGCGCCGAGGGCUCGGCCACCAUCUGCGGCUGCGACACCCGCCACAAAGGCUCUCCUGGGGAAGGCUGGAAAUGGGGGGGCUGCAGCGAGGACGUGGAGUUUGGGAGCAUGGUGUCUCGGGAGUUUGCAGAUGCCCGAGAGAACAGACCAGAUGCUCGGUCAGCCAUGAACAGGCACAACAACGAAGCUGGAAGGACCUCUAUUAUUGAACUCAUGCAUCUUAAGUGCAAAUGUCACGGCCUCUCAGGCAGCUGUGAAGUGAAGACCUGCUGGUGGUCUCAGCCAGACUUCAGGGUCAUCGGUGACUACCUCAAAGACAAGUACGAUAGCGCUUCUGAAAUGGUGGUGGAAAAACAUCGAGAAUCCCGUGGCUGGGUCGAGACCCUCAGGCCCAAAUACAACUUCUUCAAGGCUCCAACUGAGAAGGACCUGGUUUACUAUGAGAACUCACCAAACUUUUGUGAGCCCAACCCUGAGACAGGCUCCUUUGGGACCCGUGACAGGAUCUGUAAUGUCACUUCCCAUGGGAUUGAUGGUUGCGACCUUUUGUGCUGCGGCCGCGGGCACAACACAAGGACUGAGAAACGGAAAGAGAAGUGUCACUGUAUCUUCCACUGGUGCUGCUACGUUCGCUGCCAGGAAUGCAUACGAGUCUACGAUGUCCACACGUGCAAAUAAAGCAGGCAAAGCCCUUCGCUGGGCUCCAAGUGGAGAAAUGGAUUUGAGCCUACUUCCUCUGAGGUUGCAGACAUGAGAGAAGUCUACUUUUAUGAUAUUAAAAGAAUAAAAACUUUAAAAAAGGCUAAAACUGGUUGGAUAGAAUAGGUCUAAGGACUUCUGGACUAUCCUGAGGUACAUCUGGCAGUCACACAAGUUAUGCCCCAAUGAUGCCUCCUGUAGGAGACAGUGGUUUUCCAACCAGCUGACAACGCAGAGCUGGAAA